GCGGGGACUGACCACACAUCCGAUGACGUCGCGUGUGACACGUGGAUUCCAAGAUGGCGCAGAGGAGGGCAAUAUCAAUCUGGCCAUUGAUGCUUCUCCUAGACCUGCAUACUUCAUCCACUUUUUAUGUACCAGGUGUAGCACCAAUUGACUUUCAUCAUAAUCAUCCUGUGGAAAUUAAGGCUGUGAAAUUGACUAGCUCACGGACACAGCUCCCGUAUGAAUAUUAUUCCCUUCCUUUCUGUCGGCCUGAAAAAAUUGAAUACAAGGCAGAAAAUCUUGGUGAGGUGUUAAGGGGUGAUCGGAUCGUGAAUACACCAUAUGACUUGCAUAUGAACAUUGAAAAGAAAUGCGAAGUUCUCUGUGGCAAGCCAAACAAACCUGUCAGGUUUAAAAUAGCUGAAAGUAAACUGGUCGUAGAAAGGAUUCGGGAAGAAUAUUACGUUCACUUGAUUGCAGAUAACUUGCCUGUUGCAACACGAUUAGAAUUUUACCCAAAUUCUGAAGGCAAUGACAAAAAGAAAGAAAAAGAAGUGCAGUUUGAGCAUGGUUACAGACUGGGAUUUAUUGACAACAAUAAGUUCUAUCUGCACAACCAUCUCUCUUUCAUUAUCUAUUAUCACAAAGAAGAAAUAGAAAAAGACCAAGAACCUACAUAUAGAGUUGUGCGCUUUGAAGUUGUACCACAAAGUGUUAAAUAUGAAGAUCUAAAAACUGAUGAGAAAGGAAACUGUAUCCUACCUGAGGCUGCAGGCUCUCUUCCCCAAGAGAUUGAUCCCAACAAAGAAAAUGAUGUGCUUUUUACUUACUCGGUCCGUUGGGAGGGUAGUCCUAUUAAAUGGGCAUCUCGCUGGGACACUUACUUAACCAUGAGUGAUGUACAGAUACACUGGUUCUCAAUUGUGAAUUCGGUAGUUGUAGUCUUUUUCCUCUCUGGAAUUCUCAGCAUGAUAAUCAUUCGAACCCUUAGGAAGGACAUAGCGAACUAUAACAGAGAAGAUGACAUUGAAGACACGAUGGAAGAAUCUGGUUGGAAACUAGUCCAUGGUGAUGUAUUCAGGCCACCCCACUAUCCCAUGAUUCUCAGCUCUCUUUUAGGAUCUGGGAUCCAAUUAUUCUGCAUGAUACUAAUUGUUAUCAUUGUUGCUAUGUUAGGAAUGCUUUCACCAUCCAGCAGAGGGGCACUGAUGACAACUGCUUGUUUUCUCUUUCGUGUUUCAUGGGAAAUGUUGACAAAGUUAUUUGGUGGUUAUUUUGCUGGUCGUUUGUACCGCACUCUAAAAGGGCAUCGAUGGAGGAAAGGUGCUUUUUGCACUGCUACUCUGUAUCCUGGCAUCGUAUUUGGAUUGUGUUUUGUUCUAAAUUGUUUUAUUUGGGGCAAACAUUCAUCAGGAGCUGUUCCCUUUCCUACAAUGUUGGCUCUUCUUUGCAUGUGGUUUGGCAUCUCCCUCCCUUUAGUCUACCUUGGCUAUUAUUUUGGUUUUCGAAAGCAACCUUAUGACAACCCUGUGCGCACCAAUCAAAUACCACGUCAGGUCCCUGAGCAGAGAUGGUACAUGAACAAAUUUGUUGGAAUUCUUAUGGCUGGUAUCCUGCCAUUUGGUGCCAUGUUUAUUGAAUUGUUCUUUAUUUUCAGUGCAAUUUGGGAGAACCAAUUCUAUUACCUCUUUGGAUUCUUAUUUUUGGUAUUUAUUAUCUUGGUAGUAUCAUGCUCUCAAAUCAGCAUCGUCAUGGUUUACUUCCAACUCUGUGCAGAGGAUUAUAGAUGGUGGUGGAGAACAUUCAUGGUGUCUGGUGGAUCUGCAUUCUAUGUGCUUGUUUAUGCCAUAUUUUAUUUUGUUAAUAAGUUGGAUAUUGUGGAAUUCAUCCCAUCAUUGCUGUAUUUUGGCUACACAACCCUGAUGGUGCUUUCUUUUUGGUUACUUACUGGAACGAUUGGAUUUUAUGCUGCAUAUAUGUUCAUACGCAAAAUCUAUGCUGCUGUAAAAAUAGACUGAAAAGACAAGCCUGACAAUGAGGAGUUCAUGUUUAUGAUGGGCCUUCCAACUAUGACAAGCAUCUCUAGAUUCUGAAGAUUAUUAUUUUGAAAAAAAUCCUUCAACUUGGGUAAAUGCACGAUGUUCACUUUUGGUGUGAGAGGGCAACAAUGUCUAUAAGAGGUGAUUUUUUUUAUAUCUGUUUGAUUUUUGAAAACGGGCCCCUUUUGGAGACAACAGACAUAGAAUGCUGCAUAAACGUUAAUUUUUUUAGGAAAUAACUAUCCCAAUUCUGUUCCAGUGUCAUUGUAAUUAUUCCAUAUUAAAAAAAACCUAAGUUUUACAUCACAUUGAUUAUUAAUGUGCCAGACACUUUAAAAAUCUAUGACUGGAAAUAUUUGUUUGCCUGUUAAGCAGCCAUACCUUAAAUAUUCAUGUAUUUUACAGUUAAGUAGGAAAUGGUUGUGUAGAAAUAGAAUACUUUGUAGCCAGAGCCAAUUUGCAAAGAGAUCCUAGAAUAUCCAUUGCCAUUUUUUUUGUCUGAUCAAAGAAAUCCAUUACUUGUACUUUGAAUGCAGCUCUAUUAACUUGAAGUAACUUUUUUUUAAAACUAAGAGGCACAGAAUACAUAUAACUCAAAGCACCAGGGUAACCUACUUUACUCAAAUAUUCUAUGUUGAAUAGACAAUGUCCAUUCCAUUUGAUUGCUCUAGUGAAGAAGCCAAGUUGCUUGGUGUCCUGGAAUGAAAUGCCUAUAAUUUUUUUCGAUGGAUUUCCCACUCACUUUCAACACUUGCACAUCCAGUUGAAGUGCACCAUGUUUGAACAUGUAUCACAGUUGAGCCAAACAACUGAAUUGGAUCAUACACCAAAAAGCUUAUUUGUUCAGAUGUAAAUUAUUUUUCCCCUAGUAAUUAAAAUAAACUGUAAAACAGAAGCCUUCAAAAUUACUAUAGGUGCAUAUUCAAAAUGACUGCAGACUUGUUGGUUCUAAAAGUGGUUUAUUAAGAGUUUGAAAUAGCUGACUAGUGUUUUGGCUUGCACCUCGAUUUACUGAGACUAUUGUGUAUUUUUAGAUGUGAAUAUAUAGGCAUAUCUGCAGAUUUCAGUAGAAAUAUUAAAGUAUUAAGGCUUGACAACAUUUAAAUUCCUUUCAUGUUUUCUGUGAAAUGCUGAUGAGUAAAAGCCUGUGAAACAGCAUUCUGAAAAAUCUUGCACUUUCUCUUUAUGCAGUGCAUGUGUAAUACAGUAAGGAGUUUAUUUUAAAUACUUUAGUACUAAUUUACAAUUGACUUUUUACAUCUCUUUCCCCCUUGGGUCUCUUUCAUUGAAGAUGAAAUACAACAUUUACAUAUAGAAUUGCAAGUGUAUAAAGAGUAAAGGUGUUUCUUACUGUCAGAAUCUGUUAUUGAAGUAGAUGAGAAAAUGAAAAACUAAUGAAGUUACUUUGUGACCACAAUGCUUAUUUACUAGUCUACUGUUGAAGUAUUACAAAAUACUGCACUGACUUCAUUCAGGACGGACACCACCAGUUUGUUUGGCUGUUUGACAAUUAAUCAGUAGAUUUGCUUUUCUCUAAUAAUUGAUGGUAAAAUAGCCCUCAACAGGGGAAAAUGGGUGAUAUGAAGUUUACUGUGAUUUAAAUUUUGUACAUUUCUAAAUAUUUAAAUGCUGCAUUAGAUUAUUUUUCUUCAUUGGUUCCAUGGGAUUCAUUUGACUUUGUGACUUUCACGCAAUGGUGUAAAUAAACAAUUUUGUACUUUUGCUUUUUGGUCAUAGGCACUGUAAGUAUUAUGUAAUUGUUUCCAAAGGCAUGUUACUCUUCAUAUAAUGAGCAGUAUAAAAGUGUGUAAACUUUC
Molecule: messenger RNA, 3835 nt
Organism: Pristis pectinata (smalltooth sawfish)
Lineage: Eukaryota; Metazoa; Chordata; Chondrichthyes; Rhinopristiformes; Pristidae
Gene: tm9sf4
Product: transmembrane 9 superfamily protein member 4
Exons: 19
Coding region: 54-1997 (647 amino acids)
Biological process (GO): protein localization to membrane
Cellular component (GO): membrane
Source: RefSeq, a predicted model, not a curated record